AUGCGGGUACAUUCUGAAAGGGAAAGACUGCCAAGUUUGCUGGCGCUUGAGAUAGCAUCACCGGAACAUCUCCAUGUACCAUAUACUACAUAUACCGAGCACGAAAGCAACUGCCUUGAGCCUCUAGGUCAUGCUUGCGUCUUGUUGACUGGUCUGUCACUCCGCUCGGCUCUUUUGCUGCGAUCCCAUGUUCUCAAACCAUGUCCUAAUUUGGGCACGCAAGGAUCCACUGUCGAAACAAUAGCUUUACUUGCUUUCUGA
Bipolaris zeicola 26-R-13 is the source of this 261-nucleotide messenger RNA. RefSeq lists its product as uncharacterized. The record is from RefSeq and is a predicted model, not a curated record. Lineage: Eukaryota; Fungi; Ascomycota; Dothideomycetes; Pleosporales; Pleosporaceae. The transcript has a single exon. Bases 1 to 261 code for a protein of 86 amino acids.